Messenger RNA from Stylophora pistillata, 2453 nucleotides. RefSeq names its product adenosine receptor A2a. Gene Ontology annotation, biological process: G protein-coupled receptor signaling pathway. Gene Ontology annotation, molecular function: G protein-coupled receptor activity. Lineage: Eukaryota; Metazoa; Cnidaria; Anthozoa; Scleractinia; Pocilloporidae. The record is from RefSeq and is a predicted model, not a curated record. Gene Ontology annotation, cellular component: plasma membrane.
GACAAAAUAAUGCAUUAACCAGCAAUGUAACAAUCGAUCAAAAAAUGAGAAGUAGGUGUAAAGACUGAUGGUUCUUUUGAAAAUUAGUGCGCCUUGUUCGUGAUUCAUGGUGUCCUUUUUUUUGGAAAUGAUAUUGAUUUUGUGGUACAUCUUUAGUAGUCUACAGCGUGUGAUUGGUGCAAUCUCUUUGAUUGACAGCCAAAGUAAAUAGCGCUAUUCUCUGGGUUGUUUUGAAAGCUUUGACGGAUUAGAGAGUGACAUCGAAUGACGACUCAUUUAAGCUGCUAUUUUUUUCUAAAAUAGUUCAGUUGGCACCUGCAAGAAGGAGACAAAAUAGCUACAUUUCUUUUAUAUAUUGUGGAAAAAAAACUUCACCUUCGGAGAAGAGCAGGUAGUAAGGGAAAUUUUCUUAUAUGCAACGAAAUUUGCCAGGCCUAACUGCUGUCAAAUUGCACGAUAUUACAGCUUCUGGAAUAAAAAGAAAUCUUCCAGUCUACACAAGCCGGAAUCGAGACUGUACAAAACAAACGUUACGCUCGCAGCAGGAGAACGUAUUUAAAGGAAUAAGUUGAGUUGUCUGCUCAGAGGUGAAUAGUAUUUUGCUAACAACUUCCGAACCAGCCAAUCAGCGCGUGCGAAAAGCAUUGUUCACCUGUGUGGUAUAUACUAACGACGUUUAUGGAAUCUCUGUUUACUUAGCUUGCCUAAAAUUGCUCAUUGUCACCCGAAAAAAAUACCAAACCAGCAUAUCCGGACAGAUAUGAAAAAUCCCUAGCACACUCACUUGAACAGAAUAAGGUUACAAAUCUCAUGCUCUGAGUUUCGCUGACCACGGAUCAAUGGAAAACUCCACAAAUAUUACGAAAGGAACUCCUACUUAUGCUUCUCCAAUCGGGCCGAGCUGGGUUUAUGUUGGAGUUGGAAUAUAUUCUGCUCUCGUGUUUCUCAUUGUUGCGGGAAACUUACUGAUCAUCAUCGCCUUCUUUACCACCACCAAGCUUAAAACUAAAACUAACUACUUCAUAUUCUCCCUGGCUGUGGCGGAUCUGCUGGUUGGGUUAUUUUCUGUUCCUUUAUGGAUAUAUUUCAUUCUCACGUUGGAUUUCAGGAACGCUUUGUAUGAAUAUUACCAAAUGGGUGACAUUGUGUCGGGCGUGUCGUCUAUUCUACACUUGACUUGUAUUAGUAUCGAGCGGUGUUAUGCUAUAGUCGCACCUCUCAAACACAGGAAGAUUAGCAAAGCUAAGAUUUUCGCCGGUAUCGUUUUUUCAUGGCUGCUUGCCAUUUUCAACGCCCUACUAAGGAAGCUCUCCGGCUGGAAAGAUGUCGCCAUAUUCAACACCUUUACUUUCUUCUUCGUUCCGUUGCUGUUGAUAGUGGCUGCUUACAUUGUUAUCUUCUUUGUGGCCAAAAGGAGCCUGAAAGAACACAGUAGACGUUCCUUAAAGAAGGACCUUCAUGUCGCCUAUACUGUUGCCUUAGUAACCGGCGUUUUUGUUAUCUGCUGGCUUCCAUUUUUUUUGGUGAUCUUGAUCUUCAAAUGGUGUUCCACGUGCACAUUCGUAUGGGACAUGCGCGUCCUAAUGGCAGUAAAAGUACUUCACUUUGGCAACUCUGCUAUGAAUCCCAUCAUCUACUCGGUCAGAAAUCGGCGCUUUAACCGCGCUUUCAAAAGGAUUUUGCUGCGUUUGGUCUGCCGUAGACUGGAUACAGCCUACGCUGGCAUUAACAAUUCCACUCAGGCGACUCAGCGCACCCGCCUAACUAUGACAAUGAUGGACAAGUCUGAGAGGUUGUCUCCCCAAAAUGGGACUCGGUCAAAUGAAAUGUGCACGACUAAACUUACAUAACCACAACUGAAGAUGGAAAGUAGCCUCUGUGAAUCAGCUGAGAGAGACAAACCAUAGAUACUGGUAGCGUUACAGAGUUCCUCAGACGAUUACAUCAGUAUAAAAUUCAGACAACAAGAAGACCUCGAAAGCUUAUAUGUCGCAUACUUAUUCAACCGUUCCUUGGAGAAUCGCUGCGUUCGGAAGUUCUAGUUGUUCUAGAAUGUUUUUCAAAAUGAACUGGAUUCAUCUUCAUCUUCUGAAUACCCUUAUUUGUCGUCUUGGCAAUGCGGAAAUGGAUUAUUAGCGUUUUAUGUUUUGAAAGAGAAACAUGACAUGUUUUGGUUUUUGGUUGUUCAAUAUGCCCCACCCUGUCUUCAGGGUUCUGUGUUGUGCCUAGUGGGCUCAGCUAAACCUUUAUCAAAAAGUGGUCUGUUACAUCAUUUUUCAUUGUCGUUACGGCUUUCCUUUUUUGUCUUGGUCUAGUUUUAUUUUAGCUACCCGUUUUCUCUUUUCCACGUAAGGAAAGGGUACGUGAGGCAGGGUUCUAAAUUUGUACAUAGAAAUAUUGAAGUGUGGAAUAAGUUUUGGUUCUGUAUAAUAAAAUAGUUUAAGUAACCACUA